Molecule: messenger RNA, 3264 nt
Organism: Kwoniella mangroviensis CBS 8507
Lineage: Eukaryota; Fungi; Basidiomycota; Tremellomycetes; Tremellales; Cryptococcaceae
Exons: 10
Coding region: 1-3264 (1087 amino acids)
Biological process (GO): intracellular signal transduction; peptidyl-serine phosphorylation
Molecular function (GO): ATP binding; protein serine/threonine kinase activity
Source: RefSeq, a predicted model, not a curated record
AUGCUCGGUCCCCCUGCAAACGUCCCAUUACCGCCCUCUCCACCAUACAGUGGCGACGACUCACCACCGCCUACUAUAUCGCACUUGGUACCUCCCAACGGACUCACGACCCCAGAUAGGACUCCCUCGAUAAGCUCAUCAUUCGGUGAAUCGUCUUCUCCCACUCCGCAUCAGCAUGCACAAGCCGAUGUUUCCAAAAUGCUUCGUUCAGAUGAUGACGAGCGUAUAGUUGGUGGUGUGUCGAAAAGACAAAAUAGUCCGAGCGACGCAAGUGGUAGUGGUAGUGGUGAUGGAUCAUUAAAAGGUCAUCAGAAGAGGUAUAUACCUAAACUGGAGGAUUUUCAGUUGAUCAGGGUGCUUGGGAAGGGUUGCGCAGAUAGGGUUCUCCUGGUGAAACAUACUCCAUCAAAUAGUGUCCGAGCCAUGAAAGCCAUAUCGAAACGAUCCGUCUUGACGCACGAUGAACUGAAUCAUACCCUGACCGAACAAUCGAUCUUGAAACGAUUCGCAAUUGACGAACCCAAUAACAGGUUCGUAUCGAGAUUACAUAGUUCUUUCACGGAUAGAGAGAAUUUCUACUUCGUCAUGGAAUUUUAUCCAGGUGGUGAUUUAGCGACUCAGAUGGAAUUGCAUGGGAUAUUGGGUGAUCAUAGGACGAGGUUUUAUGCGGCUGAUAUAACACAGGGAUUAGAGGAUUUACAUAGACAUGGUAUAAUAGUACGAGAUCUAAAACCGGAAAAUAUACUGCUAAAUGCCAAAGGUCAUGCGGUAUUAGCGGAUUUCGGAUUAUCCAAAGAAUUCUCUUACCGAGGUGAACCAAAGCCUAUACAUGUGGUCACCUACCCGGGUCAGCCUGCAUUACCUCCCUGGGCAGGUCAGGGAGCAGGGAGCUUGAGGACCUUGGCAAGUGGCCAGAAGAAGUUAAUGGUGGACAAGGCUUAUUCUUUCGUCGGAACCUCCGAAUAUCUUUCUCCCGAGGUGGUCAAGCGGGGUGAGUAUUCGUACGCGGUCGAUUGGUGGGCUUUGGGAUGUAUUGUCCUGGAGGGAUUGGUUGGAAGAGUACCUUUCAGAAAAGCGGAUGAUGAACCCCCGAUGGUCUUGUGGAAUCGAAUCCUGUUUGAUCCUUGGGAUGAGCUUUUCCAUGAUCCAAAAAUGGCGAGAUUUAUGCCUGAUCCGGUCACUUACAACUUCAUCGAUGCGCUGCUCCAGAAAGACCCGAUGUGGCGUUUAACCGAACCUUGUGUGAAGCAACACGACUAUUUCGCUUGGCUAGACUGGGACACAGUACAAAAAGGAGAAUACCAAGAUCCUCACGGUCUGAAGCUCCACCCGAUAGCAGAGUACAACACGCAUUAUUUCCCGAAACUAUGUUUGGAAGAAGACCCUUCAGUGGACAUGUCUACCCAUGAGUUCCGAGGUGAGGACAAUUUUAAGAAGACCCCUCUGAACGAUAAUGCCUUGUAUGCUUUGGAACAAGCCAAGUAUAGAUACGAAUUAGAGAGUUUUGCUUGGACAAGGGAUGAAGAUGGCUAUGAGACUGUCGAAGAGAGUGAAAUGGAAUACAGCAUAGCGGAAGAGGAAGGACAAAAACAAGAUGAAUAUCAGAUCGCGGACGAGACCGAGGAGAGAGUCGCAAUUGAAGUGACAGAAGGAGACAUAUCGCCAAAAGUGGUCGAGACUGAGGGAUUCGGUUCGAGCUCCGUUUUGGAAAUGGGUGUAGACUCCAAAGAGGAGCGGUAUAAGGACGAAGAAGAUGUGACCAUCCAACCUACUUCAGACUUGUGGGAUGCUUCAGUACCUGCUCCAUCGGUCGCGGCGAUUGUAGGUAUACCAAAAGAAGCCUCGCUACUGGGAUCACCUACCUCAGCGUAUUCCAGCCACCUCCCAGGGGUCGCUUCACCUGCUUCACCCAGUCUUGCUACCAGUAUUACUAGCCCUGAAGAUAUUGCGGUCGAGAUGCUCAAGACUGUCGAGUCAGUCGAACCUCAAGCUGGAACGUCAUCGACCGAAGACUCCCAUGUUUCUGCUCCAUCCCGACCAUCGUUAGACAAGUCUCUUCCUGCCAAAUCAGGUCGGAAUACUUCUCCACCACCUCAAUCUUCAAUUGACAGAAUUGCUCCGCCACAAUCACCCGUCUCACCUCAACUCUCGACACACUGGACCAAAUCGCACCCUGUGCCCAUCCCUUUGCGACCAAAACCCGUACGACAACUAUCCGAAGAGAUCAAUCACAACUUCAACCUUCCCCAGGGAUUACCUGCAUCUGGAUUAUCCGUAUCCGACAUCGUCACCGUGCCCUCACCUCAUCCCGGAUCACCCACUCGAAUAGUCCGACGUCAUCCCCAAUUACCCAGCGUGGAUACUAUCCCCAUUGCAAGGUUGUCUGUUGAAUUGCAAGGUGUAAGGACAUAUAUUGAGGAUGAAGAAUGGGAAGAGUUGUCUAUACCUGAAGGUCCCAAUGCUUCGGCUCCGAAUGGCAAUGGGAACAACAUCCACCAUUCUUUCCUUGGUUUAGGUAGAGUGUUGAAACGAAGACCUUCGACCUUGUUGGGCAAUAGCACAAGUAGUCACGGAGGAGGAGGAUCAGGAUUGAAAAGGCAAAUCAAAAAUUCAGAUACAUCUUCGUCUCACCAAGGAUCAACCAGUCCAACGAAAUCACAUCAACUUCGACCUAAUUUGUUUUCUACCAAAUCAAUCGAAAAUACAAAGAAAGCAUUCAAGUUUGGAACCAAGUUGAAAACCUUCCCUAAAUUGAAGUCGCUCACUUCUCCCGAUACCAUCACUACCAGAUCAGUGAGCGCAACACCUUCCCCAUCUGGUCAUUCACCUUUCGUAGAUCCUCCUACCACUUCUAGCUCAGAUACGAAUAUGCGCAAUAGUGAGAAUACAGAAGGUAAAGAUAAAGAAAGACCUAAGAUGGGAUAUAGGAGACAUACGGAAUCGGGUCUAGGGUGGUUAGGUCGUAAGAAGAAAAUAUCAUCCAUCAUACCUUCUGCAUCAGCUUCAUCUUCUACCUCUUCGAAUGUAAGUGUAAGAAAGCAAAGUACAACCACCAGCGCCACUGCCAACACGAAACGUGGGCCUUCGUCACCGAUUAAGAAGAAUUUACGAGUGGGUGAUAAAGAUAGGACGGUAUCGAAUUCAAGUUCGAUCGUUAGUGUAUCGAAGGAUGAUAAGGGUUUACCUAAAUUGGAAUUGGAUGAUAUACAGUUGAGUGGACUGGACUGGGAACCUUUCAAUGGGAAAGAAUGGGGAGUGAAGUAA